This is a messenger RNA of Symsagittifera roscoffensis, 4299 nucleotides long. Its product is annotated as U2 small nuclear ribonucleoprotein A'-like. Gene Ontology annotation, biological process: mRNA splicing, via spliceosome. The coding region runs from base 33 to 821 and encodes 262 amino acids. Gene Ontology annotation, molecular function: protein binding; U2 snRNA binding. NCBI's taxonomy places the organism in Eukaryota, Metazoa, Xenacoelomorpha, Acoela, Convolutidae. The record is from RefSeq and is a predicted model, not a curated record. The transcript is spliced from 3 exons. Gene Ontology annotation, cellular component: U2 snRNP.
GUUGUGAUAAACUUAUUAAAUAGAACCUAAAUAUGGUGCGUCUCUCUGUUGAUUUAGUCGAAUCAGCAACCGAAUGUAUCAAUCCGUGCAAGGAGAGAGAACUCAAUUUGCGAGGCUACAAAAUUCCUCUUAUUGAGAAUUUGGGAGCAUCCAAUGAUCUUUACGACACCUUUGAGAUGUCUGACAAUGAAAUCCGAAAAUUAGACGGAUUUCCAUACCUGAAAAGAUUAAAAUGUUUAAUUCUAAAUAACAACAAAAUCGUCAAAAUUGGAAUGAAUCUUGAAAAUGCAUUGCCAGCCCUGGAAGAUCUUAUUCUCACAAACAACAACAUUCAAGAAUUAGCUGAUCUAGAUCCUCUGUUUUCCAUCAAAACUCUGCAAAGGCUAUCUUUGCUACGAAAUCCUGUGGUUUACAAGAAGCAUUACAGACUAUACUGCAUAUUCAAACUUCCCCACCUGCGAUUUUUGGAUUUCAAGCGAAUCAGAGAAAACGAGAAAGAAAUGGCAAAGAAAAUGUUUGCAACAGAAGAAGGAAAAGCGUUAACCGAACAGGUCAAGCAGCAGAAAGAAACGGCAAGUGUCGCUUCGAAAGAGUUCGUCCCUGGGCAACCAUUAGGUCCUAGUCCAGCGGAACUGCAAGCAAUAAAGGAAAAAAUAACCAAAGCUACAAGUUUGGAAGAGGUCGAAAGGUUAAAGGUCAUGUUGCAAUCGGGCCAAGGUGUCCCUGGUUUAACCCUACUUGAGAGCCAAAAACCCCAGAGCGAAGGUCAAUCAACUGUGCCGAAAAGAAGAUUCGAGCAAGAUGAACAGAUGGAAUCGUGAUCGAAAUAACCCUCCUUUUUUCACAUAUUCAGUUUCAUUUGAUUUAGACUUCAAUGAUUUUUGUCCAAAUGUUGUCUGUUAAUAUAUAUUUGUCUGGUCUAUUUAUGGAUGAGAAUUAGGCUCUAAUUUUGAUUGAUUGUUUCCUUUGUCUUACUUUGAGCUUAAGAUAUUCGUCGUAGUCAGUUUUUUAAUAAUAUAAAUUAAAGUCAAGCACAACUUAAUAAUACGGCGAGGAAUGUUUUUCUUGAGAGUUUGUUUGGAAAUAAUGAUUGCUUUCAAACUGAGAUUAAUCUAAAAUUUCUGUCUUUAAGUUUGAAUGGUCCGUUGAUUAUUAAGCAUCUAGAUGUCUGCUAGAUUAAACUGUAUGAACUUUUUCAUCGUAAGAAUAGCUAUUUUAAAAAUACAUAACGUCGACUUCAGAAACUGGCUCAUAAUUAACCGAAGGAAUUAUAAUACAGUCAAAAAGAACAUUUGCUUGUGUUUGCGAAUUGCAGCUUCGCCUCGGUUGUAUAUUUUUCUGAUAAUGCAAGUAAUUUAAUUCAAUUUUAAACGGAAAUUUUCUGGUUGCCAAUACUACCUCCUUUCCCUAAGAAUAUUACCACUCAGUCUAUAUGUCGAGAUUCAUGAUCUUCUUUUCCUAUUGUCAAUUAGAAACGGUGAUUAUGAUAUAGAGGAAACAUUAGAUAAAAAUGAUUCGCUAGGAAACACCAGACAAAAUCAAAGAAGAGAAAACAGGCUGUACAAAUCAAGAUUGAAAAGCGAUGACAACUUUUCCGACGAACGAGAUUUCUCUUCAACUACGUAUCCCGAACGUACCCCAAUUUCGGCAACGAACUUAACAAAGAUACCUUGCAGAAAAUCUACUGGCACUUCUUUGUUAGACACUACUCCUAGGAAAACAAAUGCACAUGGAGAAUAAUAUGCAGAUGUGGGAACUGUAACAUUUCAAACAAGAUAAAACUGAACUAUGAACUUGAAUCUGGGUGCGAACCCUUGAGAACUGUCUCUAAAUCUUUUACUACUACUACUACUACUACUAAGGCAUUUAUCUUUUUAAAAUUGUUUAUUGAUUUUCCUAUUUUUAUCAAGAAAGAAAAUAAUGAAUCUUAUAUUGUGAGUUUUUCUUUCAUCGGAUCUUUCACACAUUGGAGUUUAUUUGAGAUAAAUUUUUUUUAUAAUCAAUUUUCGUAUUGAAGAUAAAUUUCUUCCAUAAUUGAUUAUCAUGUAGCUCGUAGACAUCAUAAUUGAUUUUAAUUUUAUUAUUAUCCAUUUUUUCGAUUCUAUCUCAUUUUAAACAUGCGUGGACAUAAAUGCAGAGAGUAAGGUAAAUAAAGUUGAGCAAAAAAAACUAAAAAAUGAAGAAAAACGUUGUGAAGAGAAAAAUAAAGAAACAAGAUAACACUUUUUAUCCAAACAAACUUUAAACCUCAAUUUCAAUUAUUAGAUUUGCGAAGCAAAAUGUAUUAUUACGAACUUUCUUUUUUUUCCAACCUAAGUCACAAAUAUUGGUGUCACUUUUUGGGAACCUUUACAGCUUUUUGAUAGCUUGUGCUUUGUCAUUCGAAUAAUAAUAAGUUAACAUAGUUGAAGCAUUUUUAAUUCAGCAAAUGAAUUGAAGUUUUUUUAAAACAACAUAGAAAUAUUAAAAACUUGAUUUCAGAUUUUUUCUAACUUUAUAUCUCGCAAUUUUUUUGAAAUGCAUAAUUUAAAAUAAAGUGGCUUUAUGCUUUGCGGUUGAUUACAUGCAAAAUUACAUGCUCUUUAUUUGGCGCUACUUUUGCCGCAUCGAAUUGGGAUUUUAUUAGCAUGUGUUAUUGGUGGUUAGUUUUUGUGGAUUUUAAGCAUCCGUGGCUGAUUGGUUAGUGCGUGAGACUCAAAUUUGCUAGGUCGCAGAUUUGAAUAUGACACGUUGCCGAGUUUUUGCUAAUUCGAGGUUUAUUUUUACCUUUUUUUAUUUAACUUGAUAGAGCCGCAUUAAGUCGUGUUCUCGUAAAUGUUUGCGAAGCGCAGCUUCGCCUCUGUGUGAACGUGUGUUUAAAGAGUGCAACAGUCAGUUUUUGAUUGUACAAAAUUUUGAAAGUUUUGGGCUAAAUUUAGAAAAAUUACAAUCCAUAAAUGAUUUUAGAUUGAUUAUAGAUUGAUUUUAUUGAUAUGACUUUGUUAAAACCAUAAUCGUUUAUUAAUCCAUAACAAUUGGUUUUUAAAGGCUUCUGUGGAGCCAAAUUUUUAUACAUAAAACUCAAAUGUGAAAAAAAAAUCCUAUUAACAACUUGUCUAACAAAAUAGCUGAAUGAUUUGAUAGACCGAUUGAUAUAUUCAACUGAAAUUAGGCAUCUGAUUCUGUUUUCUUUUGCGCCGAAGUAACGUCCAUGCUCUAGAUAAAAGUCCCGGAUUCGUAUCCGGCUAGAAUCUGUACCUUAAUGAAAAUUUUCUGCAUAGAUUUAUGGUUGUUCCAGUUCUUACAUACGGAAGCGUCGCGUGGUUUGCGAGCAAAAGCAACAAAGCUCAUUGAAGGUGUACAACGUGAUGCAACCAGAUGGAUUGUUGGCUUUCAUAGUAGUUUAUCAUAUUCCGAAAGCUUCUCCCACUUUCCUUUUACUGCAAAUAAACGAUCUACUGUUGUUAUUUAAAGUCAUCAAUGAUCAUCAUGCUGUGCAGUGGAGUGACUCGAUCAAAUUAUUCUCGCCUUCAAUCUACAGUUCGAGAGGGUCGAGCAGAACGUUAUUCGACAUUCCGAAACUUCUGGUAUAGAUCGCAGAGACUCGCCAACAUCUUAUAUGCGCGUUUUGGAAUCGACGUAUUUUCUUACCACAACUUGAAAAAGAAACUUCUGACUUGUUUUUGGAAUUUCUUCUCAAACUAUUAUUCUUCUGAAAAUCCUUGCUCGUGGGCAAUUGGUUGUAUGUGCUAUCUUUGCCGUGAAACUAGUUUGUAACGUCUUUUCUUGUCUUUUAGGGAACUUCUGUUCCCCUCAAUCAUUUUGUAUAUUCUUAUAUAAUCUGAUUGUAAAUCCUCAAUAAUAAUAAUAAUCAUAGAAAAAUUUAUUUGGAAUAUCGCCUGUCUGCUUAUUUUUGCCGAAGUAGACAAGCGAUAGGAGUACACUUUUGCGUUGCAAGUGUUACGAAGCUCUACUUUCCCGCUGCGUAAAAAAGUGAGGCUCUUUUGCCUUUUUCCCCACCUGUGAAACUUUACUAGUGAACUUACUGUUCACAUUGUCAGAGUGUUACAGAAACUGGCAUGCAGACUAAUUAGGCCAAGACAAACAUAUUUGGUCCUGAUACUUUACCUUGUAAAACCCCUCGGUACAUCAUAAAAUUGAUGCAUAAGUGAGAUUGGGGAGGGGGAGGAAAAAGAGCCAAAAGUGAUUUUAUCUGAUCACAUGUAAUUCUAUUUUUGUCCGAUUCAUUCAUAUCACUGACCAGUUUGAGUAAAUAAGCAUCAAGUGAAGAAUAAAUCAGAAAAAAAUGUUAUGAACCAA